AAUUUACAACGAGUGGUGUAUUUCGUGUCUCAUAAAAUAACGCAAAAUGUCUGAUGCUACCGAUAAGGUAGCUAAAACAAAUGGCACAAGCGACCCCAUGCAAAGACUAGCUUCAUUGAAACCUGCAAGGGAUUUGACUCUUGGAGGCAAUAAACCUAAUAAGAAAGUAUUUGUACCUAAUUUAAACGUGACCAGGAACAAAAACAAAGGUCCUCAACCAUCGACAAAAGAACAGAAGAAAGAGGAAAAAAGUCGGAAAGAUCGGAAAAAUGACAGAAACAGAAACAAUAGAAAUGGCCCUAGUGUCAUCAAGUCCGGAGGAGUAUUUUCUGAAGGUCUUGGGAAUGCAGAGAAACAGCAUUUUGCACGGUCUUCCUACGGGGGUGGACGGAACUCGGAACCAACCACACUACAAAAACCUACUAUUAGAAUUAAAGAUGUUAUUAAGAUAGACAAGGAGCUGGAAGACCAGAAAAUCAAGUCGGUGCUCGCUGGCGGAGGCACAUACAAUGAGGAUGAAUGUGAAGACUUCAAGGAUUGCAUUGAGCAUGAUGCGCCGGUGAAACUGCCAAUGGAUGAUGGAGGUUGGACUUUUGCGAAGUCACAGGUCAAGGUUAAACAGGAGGUUGUGGUCAAAGUCGAGGAAGGCGAGGAAAUUGCCGGCCCUAUUUUAGAACUACCGAAGGCCCCAGUGGACGUCAAGAGCGACGCUUUCGAAGACACUGACGUUGUCAAUUUGCUGUGCAACGAUAAACCCACGCUCAUCUUGUUACAGCUGCCGGAUUCUCUGCCGGGGCGCGGCGGCAGCAGCGACGAGGGGCCGCGGCGCCGCGACCAGGCCUCCACUUCCAACGACGAGCAGGAACAAGACAAACCGGUCGACAACCGUUGCAGACUAUCCGACUUGGAAGAGGGAAGAAUUGGAAAAAUAUCUGUGCACAGAUCUGGACGUGUCACGCUCAAACUGGGUGACACAACCUUCGAGGUAUGUUCAGGUACAAAAGCAGCGUUUUACCAAGAAGCGGUAUCAGUGGCGGCCGACGACGCUUCAAGGUCCGCCAAUAUCGUGGCCCUGGGCGCCCUCCAGCACAAACUGAAUUUAGUCCCGCAUUGGGAAAAUAUGUUUCAGGACUUACCUGUAUAGAUGUUUAUGUAAAUAAAAUGUUAU
This is a messenger RNA of Amyelois transitella, 1168 nucleotides long. It is a transcript of the gene RpIIIC53, whose product is annotated as DNA-directed RNA polymerase III subunit RPC4. Bases 47 to 1144 code for a protein of 365 amino acids. Gene Ontology annotation, biological process: transcription by RNA polymerase III. The record is from RefSeq and is a predicted model, not a curated record. The transcript is spliced from 9 exons. Gene Ontology annotation, molecular function: DNA binding. NCBI's taxonomy places the organism in Eukaryota, Metazoa, Arthropoda, Insecta, Lepidoptera, Pyralidae. Gene Ontology annotation, cellular component: RNA polymerase III complex.